UAAAGCUCACUUUGUUUUUCCAUGGCUUGCUUAUAACUAAUAUUUUACUAUUCAAAACCUGUCGCACCUAUUUGCUCCACGACAAUCAAAGCAUUUGAUGGAGAAGAAAUUUUCUAGGUGCCCACUGCCCAUAAUCUUUUCCUUUUCAUAUGUCUGCUAGCAUUCAGUAAGGUCUUGAUUCUUGACUUCACGCAAUGUUAUCAUAAUUCUCGCGCAAGUUGAUUUCUUUUUAUUUUCAUGCUUCAAAAGUUCAUUAAAUAAUUGCAUCUUUUCUUUCAUUUUUCUUCGUGCACAUACCUUGAAUCAAGACUUUCUUUCAAUAGUCCAAAUCUAACAGUCAAAUCUAGGAACCAUCAACCAAACGUAACGUGCUCAAAUCCAACUAUCAAAACAUUAUAUUAUUCAAACAUCUCGCUGUCGUAUCCACUUUCUCUGGCUGCUCUCCUCUGUUCUUCCCCGAAGUCCAACUUCAAUCAUCUCGCUCGAAUCCUCGUCGCCCAGUCGUCGUCCGUCAAACCGCAACCCGGAAAGCACAAGACCAUGGCUUCUGCACCGUCGUCCUCAGAAACAACUGCUGAGAGACAGAGAGUCACAGCUCCGUAUGGCUCUUGGAAGUCACCCAUCACCGCCGACGUCGUCUCCGGCGCCUCCAAGAGCCUUGGUGGCAUCUCCGUCGAUGGCGACGGCCGUCUUGUCUGGCUUGAGUCCCGUCCUAACGAAGCCGGACGCUCUGUUCUUGUGAAAGAACCGGAAAAGCCAGGAGAUGAACCUGUUGACAUCACGCCCAAAGAGUUUGCAGUGAGGACUCUGUGUCAGGAAUAUGGCGGUGGUGCUUUUAGCAUUUCCGGGGAUACUCUUGUUUUCUCGAAUUACGAGGAUCAGAGGCUGUACAAGCAGUCCUUACACCUGGAAGAUUCUCCUCCAUUGCCAAUUACUCCAGACUAUGGUGGGCCUUCAGUUUGUUAUGCAGAUGGAGUUUUCGAUAGUAGAUUUGGCCGUUACAUCACCGUAAGGGAAGAUCGGCGUGACAGCAGCUCGAAUCCAACAGCUACAGUUGUCGCUAUUGGUCUUGGUGAGAAGGAUAUAAAGGAGCCCAAAGCAUUAAUCAGUGGCAAUGAUUUCUUUGCUUUUCCACGGAUGGAUCCAAAGGGCGAAAAGAUAGCAUGGAUUGAGUGGUGUCAUCCAAAUAUGCCAUGGGAUAAAGCAGAACUCUGGGUUGGGUACAUCUCAGAGGCUGGAGAUAUUUAUAAGCGUGUCUGUGUUGCUGGUCGUGAUCCUAAAUAUGUUGAGUCACCAACUGAACCUAAAUGGUCUCCAAAAGGUGAACUAUUUUUCAUUACUGAUAGGCAGAAUGGAUUUUGGAAUCUCUAUAAGUGGAUUGAGUCUGCAAAUGAGGUCCUGCCUCUUUAUCCAUUAAAUGCUGAGUUUGCAAGGCCAUCAUGGGUUUUUGGCUUGAACUCUUAUGAAGUCAUCCAGAGCGACGAACAGAAGACCCUGAUUGCUUGCAGCUACAGGCAGAGUGGAAGGUCUUUUCUUGCGAUGAUCGACGUUCUUCAUAGCUCAUUAUCAUUGCUAGACAUUCCAUUCACAGAUAUACAAGAUAUAACUUCAGGGAAUAAUUGCCUUUACGUUGAGGGAGCAUCAGGACUACUUCCAACAUCUGUGGCUAAGGUGACUUUCAAUGAUGAAAAGUCAGAAGGCAUUGAUUUUCAGAUAAUAUGGUCAUCUUCGCCAGACUGUUUGAAGUACGAGUCGUAUUUCAGCUUGCCAGAGCUGAUUGAAUUUCCAACUGAAGUUCCUGGUCAAAAUGCUUAUGCAUACUUCUAUCCUCCAUCUAAUCAUGUUUAUCAAGCUAGUGAGGAAGAAAAGCCUCCACUGUUGUUAGAAAGCCAUGGAGGGCCUACUAGUGAAACACGAGGAGUUUUGAACCUGAGUAUUCAGUACUGGACUAGCAGAGGAUGGGCUUUCGUGGAUGUCAAUUACGGUGGAAGCACUGGUUAUGGCAGAGAAUUCAGAGAGCGGCUAUUGGGUCGCUGGGGCAUAGUUGAUGUUGAUGACUGUUGUAGUUGUGCUAAAUUUUUGGUGGAAAGUGGAAAGGUGGAUGGCACUCGUCUAUGCAUUACUGGAGGCUCAGCUGGUGGGUAUACAACCUUAGCUGCUCUAGCAUUUAGGGAAACUUUCAAAGCUGGAGCCUCCCUCUAUGGUGUUGCUGAUUUGAACAUGUUGAGAGCAGAAAUGCACAAGUUUGAAUCUCAUUACAUUGACAAACUUGUCGGAUCUGAAAAGGAUUACUACGAGAGAUCGCCUAUAAACUUUGUUGAGAAAUUUUCUUGCCCCAUAAUUCUAUUCCAAGGAUUGGAAGACCAGGUAGUAUCGCCAGGUCAGGCUCGCAAAAUUUAUGCGGCAUUGAAGCAGAAAGGUCUGCCUGUUGCAUUAGUGGAAUACGAAGGCGAGCAGCAUGGUUUUCGCAAGGUAUUGUUCUUCUGGAGUCUUACACAAACAAGUCAUUUGUUGUGUGUGCAAUGUACGGAAUUGACAUACAAUGUUUUGCAGGCUGAAAGUAUAAAAUUCACAUUAGAACAACAGAUGCUGUUUUUCGCACGUUUAGUGGGACACUUUGACGUCGCCGAUGAGAUCGCGCCACUCAAAAUUGAAAACUUUGACUGAGCUUGCCUCAUGAAGAAAGAGUCACUGGGAGCAGCGGUCCCCAAUAAGUCCGUUGCCUUUGCAGCCUCAACUUCAUGUCACCCUUUUCAGGAUACUGCAUUAGGAUGCAGAAUUGAUCUCUAGAUAAACUGGAAAGGUAGUGAAUUUAAUGUACUACAAAUUUUAAUCUGAACUUCCAACUAGGAGUUUCAAUAUUGUUUGGUGUUGUAACUUUGCUAUUCCUUCAAACCAUUUGAUCGCAUGAUCCGUAGUGAGUGUGGGUGAAGUUGCUCAACGAA
Eucalyptus grandis is the source of this 2945-nucleotide messenger RNA. RefSeq lists its product as hypothetical. The record is from RefSeq and is a predicted model, not a curated record. The transcript is spliced from 18 exons. Bases 541 to 2667 code for a protein of 708 amino acids. NCBI's taxonomy places the organism in Eukaryota, Viridiplantae, Streptophyta, Magnoliopsida, Myrtales, Myrtaceae. Gene Ontology annotation, molecular function: serine-type peptidase activity. Gene Ontology annotation, biological process: proteolysis.